UGCAUUUCUCUUUUGUUUCCUCCUCUCUCUCUCUCUCUCUCUCUUUACUUUCGAGGUUUAUGUAAGUGACGUGCGCCCCGCUUCCAAUGGAGGGGUUGGUUCCUUUUUUCAAGGUCAGGCCCUGUCUCUCGCUUGUUGUCACUGGGAGUUUAUUAGUUGAGCUGUAUUGGAUGUGAAUGAAUCUGAAUGACUCGGGAAGUCAUCAAUCACUUUUUGUUUCUGCCUUUGUCUCAUUAUUUAUAACGAGAAGCUGUUUAUCGUCUCUGAACCACCUUCAUCUUAAAAACCUCAAACAUACAUCUUGAGCACUAUUCUCAAAGAAGCCAACAAACUCUGAUCAACUCUCUUCCUACUACCACCAACCUCCACCAAAAAUCAUCCAUAACACAAUGUCUACAUCAACACAACACCAUCAACCAAAUCGCUCGUCAGGAUGGACGGAAGAAAUGCGCGAUAGGCAAGCCCGCGGGAAAAACCCAUACAGCGAAGAAAGCGACGUGAGCGAUGGCGAGCCAAGGCGUCUUGGACCGCGGUAUCGUUCUUCGGCUUCACGAUCUUUCAGCGCCGACGCUGAUUCCUACAGUCCCGUUUUUGAAACACACGUAGAGAGAGAACGGAGAGGAGAGGCUAUGUAUAUUCUGGAUAACCAUGCGGCUCUCAUGGCACAUGCGCAAGCGACCGGCGAUAGCAUCGCUGGGCAACGCCUUCGAUUUAUGCGCCAAUUAUGUGGCUUCGAAGAUAAGCACGACGACACCAGCACGGCGAGGAGUAAACAGAGUCGCCGAGUUAGUGAUAAAAUCUCUCGAUAGUACAGAGUUCUCGUCAUAGGAAGGGAGAAGGCGGCCCUUGGUGAGAUAGGGAUCUUUUAGCAAACCAUCACAAGCCUUUUAUAAUGAAUCACGACUUUCAAGUAAUAGAAUUGAAUGAACCU
This is a messenger RNA of Fusarium oxysporum Fo47, 931 nucleotides long. RefSeq lists its product as uncharacterized. The record is from RefSeq and is a predicted model, not a curated record. Lineage: Eukaryota; Fungi; Ascomycota; Sordariomycetes; Hypocreales; Nectriaceae. Bases 390 to 809 code for a protein of 139 amino acids. The transcript is spliced from 2 exons.